This is a messenger RNA of Physella acuta, 698 nucleotides long. RefSeq lists its product as uncharacterized. The record is from RefSeq and is a predicted model, not a curated record. NCBI's taxonomy places the organism in Eukaryota, Metazoa, Mollusca, Gastropoda, Physidae.
CUGCCGGGAGCAAAAUCUACUUUUAUUUCUUCAUUUCCUGAAUUAAAAUGUCCUGGAAAUUAAUUUUCAUUCUAUGUAUUAGUCGCCCUCUGCUAGGCUGUGAUGUCAGAUGGUUUAGAUCUGAUCGCCAGGAUAACUGCCGCUGUAGUAACGAGUCCUGGUACAAGAGGGACUCGGUAGUGUCACACUGUGAAGACGACAGGAAACUCGACGCGAGAUGUCUGAGCCGUUUUCCCCAUGAAGUCGUACGCACUGAGAACGAAGAGAGCAUGAAUAUGAGUCAGACAAACUUCACGAGAAACUUAAUUACGUGCCCGGUGAAGGAAAGCGUCGAGUUGAUGUAUUUUAGUAACAUCACUAAUCGCAGCACCAGCAAUGGCACCACCAAGCCGGACCUUACCUACACAUUUGAGGUCGACAACUUGGUUAAGGUGAUGAGCAUCUGCUUUAGCUUCCUUAAAAGAGUGGUCAAUGGAGAAAAGACCGACAAAGCCAAGUUAAUUCUAACCGUUACCACGACCAACGAUAGAGAGCUGGACCUGGCCUUGACCUCUGACUUCGAUGAGAUAAAGGCCUGCAACCAGUUUGGAUAUAUUAUUACUAUUGGCGACAUAAACCAUAUGUAUUACAUCGUCACUGGGGUUACACUAGCCGGAAGUUCCAAGAAGUUCCGCGUCGUGCGGAAAAACGGUUCAUAG